Fusarium poae is the source of this 1581-nucleotide messenger RNA. RefSeq lists its product as uncharacterized. The transcript is spliced from 7 exons. The record is from RefSeq and is a predicted model, not a curated record. Gene Ontology annotation, molecular function: carbohydrate:proton symporter activity. Gene Ontology annotation, biological process: transmembrane transport; carbohydrate transport. NCBI's taxonomy places the organism in Eukaryota, Fungi, Ascomycota, Sordariomycetes, Hypocreales, Nectriaceae. Gene Ontology annotation, cellular component: membrane. Bases 1 to 1581 code for a protein of 526 amino acids.
AUGGCUAAAACAUCAGAGAAACAGCCCUUCUUUGGGUUCAGAGGAGGAUGGCUCACAUUCUGGAUCACUGUUGCUUGCGCAACAGACAUGAUGCUCUUUGGAUACGAUCAGGGAGUCUUCAGUGGUGUCGUUGUGACUCAGGAUUUUCUUCGACUUCACAACCUCGUCGGUCCAACAAAGACAAAUCUUCUCGCAACCGUAACAGCUAUUUAUGACAUAGGCUGUUUCUUUGGUGCAGUUAUUGCUCUUACUAUUGGUGAGAGACUCGGUCGAAAAAGGGCCAUUCUUCUGGGAACAGCCAUUAUGUCGAUUGGAACCAUCAUCAAAGUUACCUCGUAUAGUCUGCAGCAGAUGAUUGUUGGACGUAUUGUCUUGGGAAUUGGUAAUGGUAUCAAUACUGCCACGGCGCCGAUAUGGCAGACCGAAACUGCUCAAGCAAGAUGGAGAGGUAAACUCGUUAUUCUCGAGAUGGCUAUGAACAUUGCUGGUUUCUGCCUCGUCAAUUGGAUCAACUAUGGUCUUUCAUUUGUUGAAGGGUCUGUUGCGUGGCGAUUCCCUCUUGCCUUUCAGUUUGUCUUUAUCUUUAUAUUGUUUGCUACUGUUCCCUGGCUUCCAGAGUCACCGCGAUGGCUCAUCGCCCAUGGUUGCACUGAAGAAGCAGCAGAGAUUCUGGCCUGCAUAGAAGACAAGCCCACAGCAUCCCCGAUCGUCACGGCUCAACUCCACGAGAUCCAGUACAGUGUUGACUACGAGCGCUCACACACUAUCAAAUGGAAAGACAUUUUGCUGCGCCGUAAUAAAGAUACGGCUGAUACAAAGACCCUUCGUCGUCUACUGCUCGGCGCAAACACACAACUAAUGCAGCAAUUCGGAGGCAUCAAUAUUAUGAGCUACUACAUGCCCACAGUGCUCAUCAACAGCGUCGGUCUGACGGAGAAAAUGGCUCGUUUACUCUCGGCCUGCAAUGCGGUGUCUCACCUGGUGUUCUCUUCCGCCGCGGUCCUUCUCGUUGAGAGAUGGGGGCGAAGAGGACUCAUGUUGCUCUCCACGGCUGGACAGCUUCUGUCGUUUUUAGUCAUCACUAUACUCCUACGGUAUGCAGUUGGCGAUAAGAAGGAAGCGCUAGGGUCAGCUUCUGUCGCCUUUUUCUUCUUUUACUUUAUCUCAUUUGGCGUGGGCAUGCUGGGUGUUCCAUGGUUGUACCCUACCGAAGUGAACUCACUCCCCAUGCGAACAAAGGGUGCUGCCCUUGCUACGGGAACCAAUUGGAUCACAAACUUCAUCGUUGUGGAAAUCACACCCAUCGGUAUCCAGAACCUUGGGUGGCGUUUCUGGAUUGUAUGGACUGUGACGAAUGCUCUUUUCCUGCCCAUGAUUUACCUUUUCUACCCAGAAACUUCAAACCGCAAACUUGAAGACAUGGACGCCUAUUUCCGAGAGAAUCCUUCCAUCAUUGUUGUCAAGGACAAAGAUUCUAUUACCGCUAAAAGGCCUGAGAAAUACAUGGAACAAGAUCGGGAGGACAUUCGAAGAGAAGUCGCGGCGAUUAGGGGAGUUCGGUCUGAAGAGAAGGAAUUAUGA